CGCUGUUAGAUAUUUAAUACGAACUUCAAUAAAAAUCCAUGCUUCGAAGGUCGUCGCCUGUAAAUGAUCCAAACAACGGGUAGUUAUAAUGACAUUUAGCUCACUAUUGUUAGUGCUAAUGGGAGAACAUUUUACGUACAAAUGGGUUUCGUUGCUACUCAAAGAUUUGCAUUCUAAAAGUGAUGUUUAGUUCUAUCAGAGACAUUCAUAAUGUUGUUCCGUUUCGUAGUGGCUCUUAUGCUUCUCGACGUGUCCUUCGGACAGUAUGAAUAUCCAAACUACGAGGAAAAAGCAUCGGAGAACAUACCGGACACUUAUCCCAAUCCAGAUGUUGCUACCAACCCAGCACCCAACCCGGAACCACAAUAUCCCGACUACAGCUAUGUAGAAACGGUCGUAACUACUACUACAACUACUACUACCACGCGGGCUCCAAGAACAAAACGACCCCAGGUGUUUCCUCCAACACCGACCAUACGCCAAACGAGACGUCCAGUGAAUAGAAUAGUGCAUUGGUACAUUCUAAACGGUCAACUGUAUCCAAUUCGUACCGCCAUCAGGCGCCGCUAUCGAACAGGAUCGCAGACUAAUUGGGUACCACCGUACUAUCGGAACGUGAUGACGGGCUCACGUUCGACACAAUCGAAUGCACCCGAAUGGGGACUAACGCAGCGUAUCGGAUACUGGUGGUAGAUCUACG
Molecule: messenger RNA, 700 nt
Organism: Anopheles funestus (African malaria mosquito)
Lineage: Eukaryota; Metazoa; Arthropoda; Insecta; Diptera; Culicidae
Exons: 2
Coding region: 211-693 (160 amino acids)
Source: RefSeq, a predicted model, not a curated record